Molecule: messenger RNA, 1395 nt
Organism: Entelurus aequoreus (snake pipefish)
Lineage: Eukaryota; Metazoa; Chordata; Actinopteri; Syngnathiformes; Syngnathidae
Gene: ca14
Product: carbonic anhydrase XIV
Exons: 12
Coding region: 67-1179 (370 amino acids)
Cellular component (GO): plasma membrane
Molecular function (GO): carbonate dehydratase activity; zinc ion binding
Source: RefSeq, a predicted model, not a curated record
UCGCUCUCUCCCUUCAGUCCUCAUCCCUCCGUCCGCGGUUAUUCAUCGGUGCGUGUGUAGGCAAACAUGGACUUUGUCGUGCUUCUUUUCAUCCUUCUUUUGCGUCUCGGCCCCCAGUGGACAGCUGCUGUCGAGGACAUGAGCUGGACCUACACGGGCCUGGUGGGUCAGUCUCAGUGGUCGGAACAUUUCCCAGAGUGCGGCGGCAGCUCGCAGUCUCCCGUGGACGUUGUGACCACGCAGACCAAAUACGACCCCGGCUUGUCCCCCCUGACCCCGCUGGGCUACAGCCAGCACGGCAACAGACCCUUCAGCCUGUACAACAACGGACACACAGCUGUGAUUGAGCUGCCGGACUGGAUGAGCCUGGGUGGUCUGCCCUGGCUCUUCUCCGCCGUACAAAUGCACCUCCACUGGGGCAGCGGCGGCCCAAUUUACGGCGGCAGUGAACACACCAUCAACGGCCAAAGUGCUGAGGCGGAGCUGCAUGUGGUGCACUACAAUUCUGAACUCUACCCCAACAUGUCCGCCGCCAUGACGCAGAAGGACGGCCUCGCUGUCCUGGGAAUCCUCAUCGUGACAGGCGAAGAGACCAACCCGGCGUUUAACAACAUCAUCAACUACCUGAGCCGCAUCAGACACGCGAACCAGAAAGUCUUCAUACCGGCGUUCGACGUGCAGUCACUGCUCCCCAAAGAUCUGGACCGCUACUAUCGCUAUAACGGCUCCCUGACCACGCCGCCCUGCUUCCAGAGCGUGAUCUGGACGCUGUUCCACGAGAGGGUUCAGAUCUCCAAAGCCCAGUCUGUGGAACCUCUAAUAGGCACAAUAACGUGUGAGGUGACGGCUAUUGUUAUAGGAGUGAUGUGCGGCUGCGUGGGCCUGGCCGUCAUCGUUCGCUUCCUGGUCAAGACCAUACGAUUUUUUACUUUCCUCCGCCAUGAAAGAGCUGCGGUAAACAGCUCCACGUCUAGCUGGGACGUCCUUACGGCAGCACCGAUGCAAAGGAUGAAGGAGCCGGAGAAGGCGAAGGAGAAACCACAAGAGAUGGCUCUCAACUGCACUUCCCAAGUGGAGACGAGAGACGAGCGGCCGUCCCCCCAAAGCCACACCUGUGACACACCUGGUCAGGACACUCUUGAGGACAAAAACAGGACAGGAAAAUCCAAUGUUGUAUAAAAAGAAAGUGCAGACGGGGAAGAGAAGAAUGAGGAUAAAGUCAUGGCCACUUGAAAUCCGCCUUUGCACGCCAAGCACUUCGAAAUGUCACUUAGUGUCUGAGAGAUGCAUGAAUUAUUGGUGUAAAUACUUUGUACAGCUUUGGUUUCCUUCCUAAUUCGCAUGUUUUUCAUCGUUUCCAUCCUGCCUCGCCGCACAAAAGCAACACAGCACUGA